This is a messenger RNA of Anopheles cruzii, 2207 nucleotides long. RefSeq names its product pendrin-like. The transcript has 8 exons. Gene Ontology annotation, cellular component: membrane. The record is from RefSeq and is a predicted model, not a curated record. Bases 151 to 2196 code for a protein of 681 amino acids. Lineage: Eukaryota; Metazoa; Arthropoda; Insecta; Diptera; Culicidae. Gene Ontology annotation, molecular function: sulfate transmembrane transporter activity; oxalate transmembrane transporter activity; bicarbonate transmembrane transporter activity. Gene Ontology annotation, biological process: transmembrane transport.
CGUCGAUCGUAUUGAACGGAGUCAGGAAACGAUUGAUAUUCGAGUGCUUAAGUUCGAUGUACUAGAAUAUCAUUUAGUUCUGUAAGGUAUACCGGUUCCCUGGAUUGAUAGUUGUUUUUAUCAUCUUGCUAGUCUCCGGGUGGCCAAGAGAUGAGGAACAAUCCCGCGAACAACGGGGUGUUCAAUCCCAGCUACAGCCGGGAUUACACCGACAACGGAGAGACGGCUGGACGCCGUGUUCGUCCCAAGGUGUCCCAGGUGAUCGUCACUCGGCCCCACUAUCAGCAGGAGGACUUGAACAAUGCGUUCAAUUACUUCAAACCGAAGUCGCAGUUCUUCCACGAAGCCCUCGAAAGUGUGCGAGAAGUCGACCCGAAAUCGUGCAUCACCGGGCUGUUUCCCAUCUUCAACUGGCUGCCGGAGUACAAAUUUCCGUCCGACUUCAUCGGCGAUCUUAUCAGCGGCUUGACGGUUGGCGUAAUGCACAUCCCACAAGGCAUGGGAUAUGCUCUGCUGGCCGGCAUGCCACCCGUCACCGGCAUCUACACAGCAUUUUUCCCCGUUUUCAUCUACUUCCUGUUCGGCAGCUCUAGGCACAACUCAAUGGGAACACUAUCGGUGGUUUCAAUUAUGACCGGCAAAAUCGUUUUCAAUCAUUCCGGCGAAGGAUCUCCAUACACAAACCUCGAAGUGGGCGUAGCAUUGUGUUUUUUGGUCGGUGUAAUACAGCUUGUCAUGAGUCUGCUGAGAAUGGGUGUAGUUUCCUUUCUGCUAUCAGAAGCACUGGUGUCUGGAUUCACUACCGGUGCCGCGUGCUAUGUGUUCACGUCGCAGCUGAAGGAUAUAUUGGGCCUUACAUUGCCACACCUCGACAGUAGGUUUGAGAUCGUGAAAAUUUACUACGAAUUGGGGAAACGACUCCCAGACACAAAUUUGAUGAGCUUGGCCAUAUCAGCUGUUACGAUCAUUAUUCUGCUUAUCAACAACGAAGUCAUCAAGCCAAGACUUGCCAAACUGUGCAUCAUCCCGAUACCGAUCCAACUAAUUCUGGUUGUCUGCGGAACUUUAUUGUCAAUCCACUUCAAUUUGGAGGCUGAGUACGGCACGAAGAUUGUCGGGUCGAUACCGCAAGGAUUGCCAGCUCCGAAACUGCCCAACUUCAAUAUUUUACCGGACAUUGUCGUGGAAAGCAUAACCGUGGCGGUGGUAGCUUACGCUGUUCACGUUUCGCUCGGAAUCAUUUUUGCCAAAAAGGAAAACUACGAAAUAGGCUUCAACCAGGAGCUACUGGCACUGGGUGCGGGCAACCUCUUCGCAUCGUUCUUUUCUUGCUUCCCCUUCGCGGCGUCACUGUCCCGCGCGGCAAUCCAGUACUUGGCAGGUGGGAAAACGCAGAUUACUGGCCUCGUGUCGUGUACCCUGCUCGGUGUGGUCCUGCUGUAUGUAGCCUCGUUUUUCCAACCCCUGCCACGGUGCAUCUUGGCCAGCAUCAUCCUCGUUUCGGUGCAGGGUUUGCUGAUGCAAUCACGCGACUUGCCAAGGUUCUGGCGGCAGGGAUUCUUCGAUGGGUUGACCUGGGUACUUACGUUCGUAACGGUUGUGUUCGUUUCAAUCGAUCUUGGACUGAUCGUGGGAUUUACAAUGAGCGUUUCGAGUAUCUUCGUCCGCGCUAUUAAACCUUACAUGUGCCAGAUGGGCAAUGUGCCCAACUCGGACGUUUAUCUGGACUUGACCAGAUACGAAGGGUUAAUCGAACACCAAGGCAUCAAAAUCAUACACUACAGCGGAGGGCUACAUUUUGCGUCUCGGGCUACUUUUAAGAAUACGAUUUGCCAGAUGCUUAACUUGAACCUGACAGAAGAGAUCAAGCGCCACAAGGAUCCCGAGUUCUAUCCGGCGGAGGAUGCGAUUAAAAUGUUGGUCCUCGACUUCACUGCUCUCAGUUACAUCGAUCCUUCCGCCAUUUCCACGUUUAAAUCGCUCAUCAAGGAACUAGAAUCGAUCGACAUCCAAACGCUGCUGGCUGGCUGUUCACCGUUGGUGUUUGAAAAGAUGAAAAAAUGUGGCUUCAUUGGAGGCGAUGAGAGCUACGUUCGUGUUUAUCCCACUAUACACGACGCGGUGCACUACGCCCUAAAACAGCUGAGACCACAUCCAGCAGGCGCUACACCAACAAUUCAAGAAGUGCGACUAUAAUAAAAUACCAU